This is a messenger RNA of Austrofundulus limnaeus, 1259 nucleotides long. RefSeq names its product Kruppel like factor 5b (gene klf5b). Gene Ontology annotation, biological process: regulation of transcription by RNA polymerase II. NCBI's taxonomy places the organism in Eukaryota, Metazoa, Chordata, Actinopteri, Cyprinodontiformes, Rivulidae. Gene Ontology annotation, molecular function: RNA polymerase II cis-regulatory region sequence-specific DNA binding; DNA-binding transcription factor activity, RNA polymerase II-specific. The record is from RefSeq and is a predicted model, not a curated record.
UGUUGUUGGUCGCCCCGCCCUGCACACGCGCUCUCAUCACGCAGAUGCGUAAUUUGACAAACCAGCGCAAAACAGCGGCGAGUCAGAGUCUGACAGCUGCUCGAGCCCACAGACUGCUUCCUAACAUCGCCGCAGUUUAUUAGCUGAUCUUCUCCGGCCACGUUCUAGGAGAGGUUUCUCUGCGUUUAUGGCCGCUGCCAUAGGGAACAAUAAUAAUGAUGUUUGGGGGAAGGACGCGCCGUCUUUCCACUCCACACCGCUGACACCCCACGGUCGGAGAGGUGAAGAUCACGGACAAGUGCUUUGUGACAGGAAGAGAGAUGCUGUCCCGGGAAACUCAUCCAUUCAUGUCUACAAUCCGGGUAAAUCAGAGAUAGACGUCUACUUGUGUCCGCACCCACAGGAUGUUGUAAAUUCCAAAAUGCUGUGCAGGGAUGGCAGCCUCACGCUGGAGCCACCUUUCACCGAAGACUUCACCUCCCCUUACAGUGUCAACAUGAACUUGUUCUUUCCUGAUGUCACGCGCCUGCACCCUGGCCUCUCCAGGACUGUGACACAGAUCAAAACAGAGCCAUUGCACCCCAGCUGCCAGGGAAACGAAGUACCAGCAGCUCUUCCAGAAUACUCAGGUGUUUUUAAGGCAGUGGAUACUCCCAGUGGUGGCUUUUGCAUCAAACAAGAAAUGCCAGACCUUCAAGACUUUUCCAUGUUUCAGCUUUUGAACACUGAUUUGGAGAAGCUUACUCAUGGAUUGCAGGUGAACCACGUCCCCAUGACCCCAUUAAGUCUUCCAAACGAAAACAGUUAUCCAGGUCCUGAUCAAAAUUCCGCUAAAUCUGCAAACAGCUUGCAGACUGAAUGUUUUCUAUUUAAUCCACACUUGGGCCAUGAGUUUAGACCAACAUAUUGGCCUCCAUCUCCGCCAAACUCUGAGCCUUCAAGUCCAGACAGAAGCAAAGAACUGCUUCACCUCUCCCCACCUCCCUCCUAUGAAGCCAGCAUUGCCUCUAAGUUUCAGACUGCUCGAUCCAUCAAUCCUGGACAAAUCAUGACUCAGAUUCAAGACCAAAACUUCACUGCUGGAUUCAUUCAAAGCCCAGGUGUGGGAGCGGUCCAGCAGUCCACCCUGGUGCCAGUUCAGAUAUCACCAGGUGUUGGUUCUUCAUCCCCGGUGUUGGCACAGUCAGCUCCAGUCAAGUACAAUCGGAGGAAUCAUCCUGAUCUUGAAAAACGGAGGAUUCAUCACUGUAAUGUUCCAG